AUGGCCGUUGCUACCGCCGCCGCAUACGGCGGUUAUGUUCCCUCCAAAUUUCUUCAUCCACCACUCAAAAUCACCUGCAAAAGAUCUCCGACACCGCCGCUGUAUAUAUCCACCGAUUCAUCACACGUCGACCUCCGGCACCUCCAAGAGCUUUACGCUCUCUGCAACCACUCCUGCCACCGGUUCCCCAACUUCGACUCCCACGGCCGCGUCGAGCCUGUCGAUAACAAUAAGCUCCGCACGGCUUUGGUUAACAGUUCCGUCGUCGUUUCGGUUUUCACCAAACCGGAAUUCAUCUCUAACUUGCCUUCCAGUGCUGAACUAGUAAUUGAAUCAAUGGGCAUUGGUGGAAAGUGGAUUCAGAAGGUGAUCAUGCCGGUGACGCCGGACAACGGUCGUCUUGUGGGGUUCGGCCGUGCUGUAUCGGAUUUGGGAUUAACUGCCUCUAUACAUGAUGUGAUGGUGAUCCCUGCUCUCCGAGGAAGAGGAAUCGGCAGGAGGAUUGUUCAGAAAAUCAUAAGAUUGCUCGCCAGCAGAGAGGUAUAUGAUAUAUCUGCCCUUUGUUCUGACCAAGAGAGGUUAUUCUUUACGGCAUGUGGAUUUGGAGAUGACAUUCUGAAUUCCACCACAAUGAUGUACACUGGCGCAUCUAGCUGUCCAGAGGCAGAGCAGAUGGUUGUAUACGCUGGGAAAAGGAUCCUGUCAUUUCCCCCAUCAAGAGAAUAA
This is a messenger RNA of Oldenlandia corymbosa var. corymbosa, 726 nucleotides long. Lineage: Eukaryota; Viridiplantae; Streptophyta; Magnoliopsida; Gentianales; Rubiaceae. The record is from the annotation of a GenBank genome assembly.